GGUGUAGUAGUGACAUCGCUUCCCAACUCAUAUCCCUGAAGUCUAGAGAUCAAACCUCAUGAAACUCAUUUGAAGAUUUUCGCUAAUCCCCUUGAAGUAACUGCGCUUUAUCCCUGAAGUCUUCCUCAUGAACAAUUUCAUAUAUAUUAUUACGCAAUUGACUUUUUGUUUAUUUUCGUACCCAUCCAAUUGGUCCAAAGUCCUCACCUCCUCACCAUAGAACAAGCAACCGGCAUAGAUAAAGGUGGCCUUGAGAUUCAAAUCAUAACUCAUAAGUGAGAGUAGUAUUAUCAUCUCUAAUUAUAAACUAAGACACAAUAAUCAUGAAAUCUGCAACAAUAAUGAGAUCUUUAAAAAUCAAGAAACCGGAGCAACAAAUGGCUGAAGACCUCAAGGAUGCAGCAGUGAGUGAAGACGUAGAGUUCUUAAAACAAUGUGUUGGUUCCAACAAACCCAUCCAAUAUUACUUGACCCUGUUUCCUAUGAUUCAACCUGGUGGUGAUCGUCAUUUUGGCAACAUCUUUCACUUCGAAAACAGAGAAGAUUUCGUAAAAGGAGCUAUAUGUAGUUUACCACUUAAGGUCUCACAACAACUUCUUCUUCAACAACGUGAUGAAGACAUGUUUAAUCCUCUUCAUAAAGCAGCAGCUAUUGGUAGCCCGGAGAAGAUUAAGAUGUUCUUAGAACUCUUCAAGUCUGUAUCAUCGUCGUUGUCAUCGUCGUCGUCUGGUCAUCUGAAACCUUGGUUACAGAAGACUAAUAAGGGACAUACACCAUGCCAUGUGGCUCUUAUAAAUGGUCAAGAGGACUGUGCAUUGGAAAUAUUGGCAAUGGAUAUGGAGUUGCUUUGCAACAUAGAUAAUAAUAUAGAUGAAGACAAUGAUUGGGAGUGUGGUAGUCUGCUUUACGUUGCUGUAAAAGGUGGGCAUAACAAUUUUGCUUUGAAGAUUUUGAGAUCUCCUCAUUCUUUUAGUUGUAGUGGCUCCAAUGGCUUCAAUCCUUUACAUCAUGUGCCAAGAUGCUCAGAAGGAGAAGAUAUUUGUAGACUGCUGCUUGAAAGAGAGCCAAACCUAAUCAAACAAAUACCUAGAGAUGGAUUUUCGGUAUUCCAUUCUUGGGCAAAGGAAGGUAAACUAUGGCCAUUUGAACGUGUUUUAAAGAGCAACGAUAUUAUCCCAAAUGUAAGGAAGAUUUUUGUAGACUUGAUCUGUGCAACGAGUUCGUUAGAGGGUUUUAACCCUUUACAUCUUCUAGCUAAAACUACUGCUAGUACUGGUUUAGAUGCAGUCCAAAUAGCAAAACUCUUCUUUGAUGCUUACAAACACGAAGCAGUAGCUCAAGUGUUGAGCAUCUCAAACGAUCUAUGUCCAUGGUUAGCGCAAGAUAAGCAAGGAGAGACACCUUUGUCCGAGGCAAUAAAGAGUGGAAAAGAAAAUUUGGCAAUGUAUAUUUUGUUACAAGAUAACAAUGCACUUAUAAAGUGUCCCGAAAAUGCUCUGUUCUUAGCUAUCAAGAAGGGGUGUCAUGAAGUGGUGGACUUGAUUAUGGAGAUAGUGGAUAAGCAACAAUGGACUCAACUUCUUACAAAUCAGAAGCUCAAUGCCUUGCAUCUUGCACCAUCAUGCAAAAAAAAUUUCUUAAAAUGGGUGCUUAAGAAGCAUCCAGAGUUACUGCUGGAAGCAGUUCAGGAAGAGGGAACAAAGGUGUUACACAGUUGGGUUAGAAUAGGUAAUAUAUGGCCAUUGGAAUACAUUCUAGAGAGCAAAUGGAGAAGCAAUUUCAUCAAAUUCAUAUCAUAUCCUGAUUACAAAGACUGUAACAACCCUCUUCAUGUUGCUGUAAGUACCACACAUGAAACAGCAGACCAAGUUAUUAAACUUCUUAUAGAAGCUUACAAAGAAGAAAUUACGAAUUGGCGAUCCUCUCCAGAACCGUCAUUACCAUGGUUCAAUAAGAAUAAAGCAAAAGAAGGAGUUCUGAACUUAGCCAUAAAAAAUCAACGUGAAGAACUUGCAUUAUAUAUAUUGUCACUGUACAAUUCUCAUUGGAACUCACUACUUGAUAUUUACGAGCCAGAGCACAAAAUUCUGUUUCUUGCUGUAGAGAAGGAAUGUUAUCAAGUAGCCAAAUUGAUAUUGGCCAAAUUAGAUAAGGAAAGGUGGACCAAGUAUCUUAUGGAUUCCUCUGAUGGACGGAGUAUCUUGCAUCUUGCUCCAAAUUGCACAGAUAAAGAAUUUGCGACAUGGCUGGUUCAUGAAGCAUCAGAAUUCAUCAGCAAAAAAGACAAAAGUGGAAACACACCACUAGAUGAAGCCUCUGAUGCUGGUGCUGCAUGGAUUAUACAAGCAAUGCUAGAAAAGGAUCCUUCAGCGUUUAGUAAUGCACCGUUGGCUUGGGUUAAAGCGUGUAAGAAAGGUCACAUCUCGGCUAUUCGUGCCUUCAUUGAUAAUUGUCCAGGAAAAUUUGAAGAUCAUUGUAUUAAACAUAAGGAUUCACCUUUGCAUCAUAUACAAAAGAACCUCUCAAAUUUAAGGGAGUCUGAAGAAUUUCUUAAGAUUCCACGCAUGAAGGAUCUAAUCAAUGUUGAAGAUUCUCGAGGAGCAACACCUUUGCACCAAGCAAUACGAACUCAAAACAUAUUUUUGACAGAAGCACUACUCAAUAUGGAUAAGAUAAGAUAUAACAUCAAGGAUGAUGAAAAUGAAACUGCCAGAGGUUUGCUGGAACAAAUAUGCAACGAAAAGCAGGAAUGGGACCAAAUGUGCAAAAAUAUUGGAUUUGAUCCAAGGAUGAAAACAACAUACUUCGAACGCAAGACAAAUGUGUUGGAUGUGCGAAACACAUUAUCUGUGGUGGCGGCUUUACUAGCAACCAUUACAUUCACUGCUGGAUUCACUCUUCCUGGUGGAUUUGAUCAAAACUCAGGAGAAGCAAUUCUGACAAAGAAGGUAGCAUUUUUAGUGUUUCUGUUAUCUGAUACAUUGGCCAUGUGUUGUUCCAUGUUGGUGCUCAUUUGCCUCAUCUGGUCCAUGGUCUACGAUUCUAAUAAGUCGUUGUUCUUGAUUGAUCGAAGCAUGAUGUUGCUCAUGAUAGCGCUUUACUCUACCUUAGUCGCGUUUAUGGCUGGAGUUUACGUUGUCACAGCACCCAAGUGUUUGUGGCCGGCCAUUGUUAUUAUUGUUAUGUGCUCUCUUAUUGGAAUUUCAGCAAACAGGACUCUGUUGUAUAAAAUCCUUAAGUUAAUCCCUUCUGCAAAUAAGGAGUACGGAGAUCCAUUUCGUUUGAUGGAACUGGGAAAAAGUUGUCUAUGCAUGAAGGAAAAUAGUUGUCUAAAAUGCAACUGAGUAAAUUGACCAAUUGAUGCAAGUCUGGUCUGGAAUCUUGAGGCAUCCUGGUGAAGGUAGUGCAAGAUGAAUUUUGAUGCAAGGGAAAAACUCCGAAAUUGUGUGUAGGUUCGUGAGAAGGAUAGGUUGAGUUUAAGGGAAAGUUUGAUAAGAUUUAAACAAGAAUGCAAGAAGGAUAUGGAUCAACAAGCGAUUAUGUGUAUGCUCUUAAUUCUUAUGGACAAAAAUGAAAUUUGCCUAAGUUGGGCUUUUUCCAUGGAACGUAACUAGUCGGUAGUUGUUGAAAGAAGUGCAUGGGUCAUGGGAAGCUUGUUUUACUCUGGGCUUUUUUAUGGAUAGAUGACAAAGUAACGCAUGUCGUGUGCGUAGUUGUUGUAUAGUACUUCAUGGGAAGCUUUAUUUUGCUCUAGGUAUACUUGGAUUAUGAUGAAUGAACUCUUGGUAGAAGACCGCGAUGAAUGAGGGGGGUCUAACCGUCUGAAGAAAGUUGUGGGUACCAUCGGUUUAUAUGAUAUUGUGUUAUUUUGCAAGAAUUCAUACAUUACUCCCUUCGUCUUACAUGACUACCUACACUUAUUAGAGCAUGUAGUUUGAGAUGAUAAGUUGUUUUAUUGUCGAUUGUUAUUUAAAUGAAAGGGUUGGGUAGAUGUGAGAAGAGAGGUUGGGUCAUACCUUAUUAGGGAUGACAAUGAAUCAUGAACCCGGCCCAGAUCUUAAAAUUCAGGGAUGUUGGAUCCGAGUCGGAUCGAAUCCAGAUUAGCCUAAGUUGAUUUUCACGUUGAAGCUGCAAAAACAACUCCUCCACCUUUUGCAUCAUCGACACUCCCUAACCUCAAAACCCUAAUUCCCUUUCUCUCUCCAGCCAGGGGCGGAUCUAUUAAGUAACAAGGGGUAGCACAUGCUACCCCUAAAAAAAAUUUAAAAAAAAAAUAGGCUGGAAGAAAAAAAAGAAACGGAUAUAUACAUAAUCGCUAGUAACAUAUCACUGAUCUAUUCACUUGGCGCAGUGGUAACAUCACUAUUUUGAGACACGGAGGUCUCAGGUUCGAAUACCCACAAUACUUGUGGGUAACAUUUUGUUGUUUAACAACCUACUUUAGUUCAUUCUCUUUUAUUUCUUUUUCUUUUAUUUCUUUUU
Beta vulgaris subsp. vulgaris (sugar beet) is the source of this 4482-nucleotide messenger RNA. RefSeq lists its product as uncharacterized. Bases 324 to 3344 code for a protein of 1006 amino acids. The record is from RefSeq and is a predicted model, not a curated record. Gene Ontology annotation, molecular function: protein phosphatase 1 binding; protein phosphatase regulator activity. NCBI's taxonomy places the organism in Eukaryota, Viridiplantae, Streptophyta, Magnoliopsida, Caryophyllales, Amaranthaceae. The transcript has 6 exons. Gene Ontology annotation, cellular component: plasma membrane.